This is a messenger RNA of Frankliniella occidentalis (western flower thrips), 2789 nucleotides long. It is a transcript of the gene Enoph, whose product is annotated as enolase-phosphatase E1. The record is from RefSeq and is a predicted model, not a curated record. NCBI's taxonomy places the organism in Eukaryota, Metazoa, Arthropoda, Insecta, Thysanoptera, Thripidae. Gene Ontology annotation, molecular function: acireductone synthase activity; magnesium ion binding.
UCCACUUCACCCGGCCUCUGUCCCGCACUCCUUGCUCUGCAGUUGAGCAUUUCCUCCGGCCCGGCUCCUCCAUUUCCAUAGGCUUAGUGUAGAUCGCCGGCAAGCUGAGAGAUUUGCUUGGUUCUUCGUCUCUACAAAUAUAAAAUUGAAAAAUGGCUGUUACUGAGAAGAGGCAACUUGACGAGACAGUCUACAGCACCAAACAUAUCGUACUGGACAUCGAAGGAACCACCACAUCUAUAAGUUUCGUGAAGGACACACUAUUUCCCUAUGUGCGAAAGAACCUAGAUGGAUACAUCAACUCUCAUUGGACUGAAGAAGAGUUCAAAGAUGUACUCGCUUUGCUCAAAAAUCAGGCUGCUGAAGAUGUAAAGGCUGCAAUGGAAGGUGCCAUUGAGAUACCUUCAGACGGCUCUGAUGAUGAUGUGAAAGCUGCUAUCGCGAAAAGUGUCCUCUGGCAAAUGGACUCUGAUAGGAAGACCACUGCAUUGAAAAAGCUGCAGGGGCAAAUGUGGCGUCAAGGUUACAAGACUGGAGAACUGAAGGGGCACGUUUUUGCUGAUGUUGCUCCAUCCCUUAAAGAAUGGGUGAAGGAUGGAAGGAAACUGUAUGUCUAUUCAUCAGGAAGCGUUGAGGCGCAAAAACUUCUGUUUGGGAACUCUACAGAGGGUGACUUGACUGAGCUUUUUACUGACUUCUUUGAUACUGAAGUUGGUGCCAAGGUAGAUGUGGAAAGCUACAAAUCCAUUGUCAAGAAACUGGACUGUAAGGCAGAUGAUGUUCUGUUUUUGACUGACUUGCCCAAAGAGGCCAGUGCUGCUCGUGAAGCUGGCUUACCUGUGAUCCUAGUGGAACGAGAAGGAAACGAAGCCAUCGCCAAUGAACUUCGUAAGGAAUUUUCAGCUGUUUCCUCCUUCCAAGAACUUGCGUUUGAAUCCUCAAGCAAGAAGCAGAAGGUUGAAGGUGAUAGUAAUGUUGGCAAAGUAGAAGAUAACAAGACUGCUGAUGCAAGUGUUAUGGAGGUGGAUCCAGCUGAGAAACCUGAAGAGAAGACUGAAGCUAAAGAUGUAGAGGCUGAGCCAAUGGAUGUUGAUAAACAAGAUGUAGAACCAGUCAAAGAAGCUGAAACUGCAGCAGAGAACAAAAUAGAAGUCAAAAUUGAAGAAAAUGGCAGCUCUGUGGUUGAUCGAAAGGAAGAGAUUGAAGUUAAAAAAGCUGAAGUUACAGAGACUAAGCCUGAUACUGAAGUUAAAGAGAUGUCUGACAUUUCUGUCAAGGAAGCAGAGCCAUCAGAAAGUGUCAAAGCCGAGGAAAAGAUCUCUGAAGUCAAGAAAGAUGCAACACCUGAAACUGUGGAGAAGGAAAAAGUGACAGAGAAGACUGAUGUAGUAGUCCCUGAUGAGAAGACUGAAGAACAAGACACAGAAAAAGUAGAGACUGAAUCUGGAAAUGCAGAGCCCAAAGAAGAUACCAAGACUGAAGACAACAAAAGUGAGCCUGAAACAGUUAAGGAGGUAGAAGAAUCACAAGUGGAGAAGAAAGAAGACACAGUCAAAGAAACGGUUGAAGUCAAGAAUGAGACUGAAAAAGAAAUUGCUGCUGAUGUAGACACAAAGAAAGAGGACGACUCAGAUAAGGUGUCAGUUAAAGAAAUUCCUGAAGAGAAAGAAGUUAUUGAAACUGAGACUAAAGAAAUUGCUCCAGAGACUGAGGUGAGCAAGGAAACAAAUGAGACUGAAGAUACUAAGUCUGUUAAAGCUGAAGAAAAGACAGCUUCUGUUGAGUCUGAAACAAAGGUUGAAGCUGAACAGAAGGGUGAUUUGGAGGACAAAGAGAAGGUUAAUGGAACCUCGAAUGGAACUUCCAACGGAACUUCUAACGGAACCACUAAUGGAAAUUCUAAUGGAACUGCAAAUGGAGCUAAGGAGGCUGACACAAAUGGCACUGUUGAAAAUGGGCACAGCAAGCUUGAGAAGGAAGGUAUUCCUGAAGUGAUUGUUGCCAAGAACACUACUCAAAUUGAGAAAGGGGGAAAAAAGUGCCAAAAUUUAAUUUCAUUUUGUGUGUAUUAGUACUUUUAUUUCUAAAACUUGGCUCUUAGAAUCUUGUUCCAACAAGCAUCACGUAGUUAUUAUGUAUUAAUCUUGAUAUUUUAACGUUCAAGCUGGACCUAUACAGGUGGUUAGGUCCCUUUUUUUAAUUAAGGUGCUCUUUUGUUUAGUCUCUUUCCAAUGAUACCAGUAUUAAUUUUCAGACUGAUGUUUUAAUUUUUUUUAGUAUGAUCUGACUGCUUAUCUCCCCUGAGUGACUGUGAUUUCAUCAUCUAUGACUGAUGCAACAACCACUGUUUCUAAAGUCAGUUGCGGUCAUAAGCAAGCUAAUUCUUAGGGUUUUAGGGGAGUUAGUUUUAAAGUGUUAUUUGUAUGUCAACACAUUAGGUGGUAAGGCACCGGACAUCCUGUAUAAGUACUGCUUGGCCGUUUUAUGGUACAUUUAAGUAAAUAUCAUUCUAGUUGUUAAAGCCUAGAAUGUUAAAAUUGCUUCGUAUUUAAUAUUUGGCUUACGCGGUUAAUUUAUUAUCUUGCCACACCUCUUUGUAUUUAUAUGGUUGUGGUAUGUUUUUGAAUUGUGUACAUGAAUUUCCUUAGCAGUGCUUAGUUCAUCUUUUAGUCUUUAUAAUGGGAAGUGAUUCUUUCAGUACCAAAUCAUUCCACAUAUGUCAUGUGAUAAAGUGUACUGCCAUGUGUAUGUUGGUUUUACAAAUACAACCUUUUUUUUAUUACUUGAAA